AUGGUGUCGACUAUUCUCUUCAUGAUAUUGGAUGCUGUUGGAAUGUACACCGAAAAGAUCUUUCGUCACAAUCAACGAGCAGUUUGCAGUACUGAAACGGCCACCAAUUCGACUUUUCACAUAGCCACUCAUUAUGCUUUUACCGUGUACACCGGAGUGGCUAGCGGACUCAUCAAUAUUCUCGGCACAAUCACGCUUAUGAUAGCUUUCUUUGUUUUUCGAGCUUCAUUAAUCAAACUACUCAAGCCUUCUGCUAAUGACCCUUCAUCGUCUUCAAGCAAAUCAUCCAACGAAGCACCCAAAACACCCGGAAAGACCCAAAAAAGAACGAAC
Messenger RNA from Mesorhabditis belari, 333 nucleotides. NCBI's taxonomy places the organism in Eukaryota, Metazoa, Nematoda, Chromadorea, Rhabditida, Rhabditidae. The record is from the annotation of a GenBank genome assembly.